Neodiprion virginianus is the source of this 3982-nucleotide messenger RNA. RefSeq lists its product as uncharacterized. Bases 264 to 3485 code for a protein of 1073 amino acids. Gene Ontology annotation, molecular function: heme binding; iron ion binding; monooxygenase activity. The record is from RefSeq and is a predicted model, not a curated record. The transcript is spliced from 15 exons. NCBI's taxonomy places the organism in Eukaryota, Metazoa, Arthropoda, Insecta, Hymenoptera, Diprionidae.
GUGCGGUGAGAAGACAGUGUUAAAUAGUGGCUGCAGCGUCAGUUCUCCAGUUCAUUUCGUUGAAUUUCGGAUAUUGCUGAUUACCAGGAUAAAGGGAAUUCGAAAAAAAAACGUUAUUGGCGGUUCUUGGAUCACUCAUCACGAAUUUCAUGUUGCAGGGCCUCAAAACAGCUUUGCGGAUGUUUUUUACAUGAAUCAGUUCUCGACAAAACCGACAAGCAGUGGAACCCUUGUUUCGUUUUGUGCCAACAGAUUCUGGAAACAUGGCGUCUUACGCAAACUACUUUUUGGUACAAUUCAUUGGGGCAGUCUUUACCCUGAUCUGUGCUGUUUACAUAUAUCUGAAAUACGUGACCUACAAGUACUGGAGUUGGAAGAACAUUGAUUUCGUCAAACCUGUUGUCCCCUUUGGCAACUUAUGGCCGGUGCUUUCGGUUAGCACUUCAAUUGGUGAACUGUUUCGAGACAUAUAUUCGAAGUUUAAGAAAAGUCAGGUCGUUGGGGUUUACAUGUUUCACAAGCCGGCACUCGUGGUCAAUGAUCCUGAUGUCAUGCGCUUUGUACUGACAAAACAGUUCAUGAAUUUCCACGACCGGGGCGUGUAUUGCAAUGAAACAGUAGAUCCGUUGUCUGGUCAUCUGUUCACCAUUCCCGGUGCAAAGUGGAAGUACCUGAGGACCAAGUUCUCUCCGACGUUUACUUCGAGCAAGAUGAAGCAGAUGUUCUUCACGGUUCAGGAAUGCUCUGAAAAAAUGGUCGAAUACGUUGGUCCUCAAGCUGCGAAUCGUGAAGUGAUCGACGUGAAGGACCUCGUAGCAAGAUUCUUUACUGACGCAAUCGCAUCAAUUGCCUUUGGGAUUCAGUGCAACAGCAUCGAGAAUCCGGAUGCAGAGUUCCGGAGCUACGGUCGAAAGGUUUUGAAGCCGAGACCAUUGAUGAACGUGAUUAUGAUUUUAGCUCCCUCUUGGCUGAAACUGCUCAGAAUUGUCAGUAUUGACGCCGACGUGGAAAAAUUCUUCGUCAGUACGUUUAUCAAGACAGUAGAAUACAGAGCAGCCAACAACGUGGUUCGAAAAGACUUUCUGGACUUAAUAAUUCAGCUGAUGACCAAGGGUUACAUAGAAAGUGACGAUAAAAAAUGGACCCAACCGUCAGAGUUUGAUUGUCAGAAGAUCACACUGCUCGAAGGAGCCGCGCAGGCUUUCGCAUUCUGGUUAGCUGGCUUCGAGACGUCAUCUUCAACCGUCACCAAUUGCCUGUACGAGUUAGCACUGCAUCAGGACAUCCAGGAAAAAGUGGCCGAUGAGGCGAACCGAGUGCUGGCUAAAUUCGGGGGAAUGUCUUACAAUGGAAUCAAGGAGAUGCAUUAUCUCCAGAAAGUCGUGUCAGAAACCUUGCGGAAAUAUCCAGCUGCCACGAUUCUGAAUAGAGAAUGCACAGCGGAGAUCGAUCUGCCAGAAACUGGACUCCACGUUGAGAAAGGCACUGCGAUAAUCAUCCCCGUUUACGGAAUCCACCACGAUCCUGAAAUAUAUCCAAACCCAGAAAAGUUCGACCCUGAACGUUUCACCGAGGAGAACAUCGCCAGCAGACAUCCCUACACUUAUCUGCCAUUCGGCGAAGGUCCGAGGAACUGCAUAGGCAUGGGGUUCGGGUUAGUUCAGACGAAGGUCGCACUGGCCAGCCUACUUUCAAAAUAUCGUUUCACGUCGGAUUUGGAUCCCGAAGUACCGAUGGCAGCUGAUAAAGACAAUGUCGGGGUAGCGUGGACGGAUGGAAUGCCCCUUCGAAUCCAACACCGUUCUCGAGCGCAGUCAGAUUCGAUAAGGCGGCGUUCAAUAGUAACAGCAGCCAGAAUUCUUCAGUUCAUUUUCGCUUCAUUUCGGAUAACGUCGACAAGCAGUGAUACUUUGUUUUGUUUUGUGCCAGCUGAUGAAGGAAACAUGGCAGGUUUCUCAAACUACUUUGUGGUAGAAUUUAUAGGGGCAGUAUUUGCCCUCAUUUGUGCUGCUUACAUAUAUCUGAAAUAUGUGGCCUACAAGUACUGGAGUUGGAAGAACAUCGAUUUUGCCAAACCCGUUGUUCCCUUGGGAAACUUAUGGCCGGUGGUUUCAGUCAGCACUUCAAUUGGUGAACUGUUUCGAGACAUAUACUUGGAAUUUAGGAAAAGUCGGGUCGUUGGAGUUUACAUGUUUCACAAGCCUGCACUCGUGGUCAAUGAUCCUGAUGUCAUACGUUUCAUCCUGACAAAACAGUUCGCAAAUUUCCACGACCGUGGCGUGUAUUGCAAUGAGAAGGUAGAUCCGCUAUCUGGUCAUCUUUUCUCGAUCCCCGGUGCCAAGUGGAAGUUCCUGAGGACCAAGUUCUCUCCGACGUUCACAUCGAGCAAGAUGAAGCAGAUGUUCUUCACGGUUCAGGAAUGCUCCGAAAAGAUGGUGGAAUUCGUCAGUCCUCUAGCUAAGAACCGUGAACUGAUCGAGGUCAAGGACCUCGUGGCAAGAUUCUCCACUGAUGUAAUCGCGUCAGUGGCUUUUGGAGUCCAGUGUAACAGCAUCGAAAAUCCGAAUGCAGAGUUUCGAAGCUAUGGGCGAAAGGUUUUCAGGCCAAAACCAUGGAUAAACAUUGUCGGACUUCUGGCUCCAUCCUUGCUUAACGUGUUCAGCAUUAGCAGUGUCGAUGCCGAUGUGGAAAAGUUCUUCCUCAGUGCCUUUAUGGAGACAGUGGAGUACAGAACAGCUAACAAAGUUGCUCGGAAAGACUUCCUAGACUUGAUCAUUCAGUUGAUGAAUAAGGGUUACAUAGAAAAUGACGAUAAGAAAUUAUCUCAACUAUCAGAGUUUGAUAGUCAGAAAAUCACUGCACUUGAAGGAGCCGCGCAGGCUUUCGUAUUCUGGUUAGCUGGCUUCGAGACGUCAUCUUCAACCGUCACCAAUUGCCUGUACGAGUUGGCGCUACAUCAGGAUAUCCAGGACAAAGUGGCUGAAGAAGCGAACCGAGUACUUGGAGAAUUCGGGGGAAUGUCUUACAACGGAGUAAAGGAGAUGCGCUAUCUUUACAAAGUCGUAUCAGAAACUUUGAGGAAGUAUCCAGCUGUCCCGAUUCUGAACCGAGAAUGCACAGCGGAGAUCGAUCUGCCAGAAACUGGACUCCACGUUGAGAAAGGCACUGCGAUAAUCAUUCCCGUUUACGGACUCCACAACGAUCCCGAAAUAUAUCCAGACCCGGAAAAAUUCGACCCUGAACGUUUCACCGAGGAAAACAUCGCCGGCAGACAUCCGUACGCUUAUCUGCCAUUCGGCGAAGGGCCGAGGAACUGCAUCGGCAUGAGGUUUGGAUUAGUGCAAACGCAGGUUGCCCUCGCUAGUUUGCUUUCGAAAUACCGUUUCAUGCCAGGACCAGACUUCAAAGUUCCGAUGGUAUUGGACAGAGGCAAUGUAGGAGUCUCACCGGCAGGUGGAAUGACACUACGCAUCGAACUGCGAUGAUGUUAUCUCACAGUCUACUCUUGCCGAUGAUAAAACAAAAUUUAAAGAUAAAUGAUCAAGGGCUGAAUAUCGUCAAUGUUAUCGCUAGGAGUUACUAAUUAUUAUUAACUUUAUAUAACAAGAGCAUGUUUCACGCGGUUUUUCAUGCGUUUUUUCCGUACACAAGGUACUUGAUUUUAUGACAGUAGAGUGAGUUUGACUUGACCUGAUAGUUUUUGCAGAAGAAACCACUUUUAACUCUUAGCAUGCGCGGAGUACAGAAAAGAUCAUUUUUCACCCUUCAAUCAGAUAUUUUUUAAGUUAUUAUUUUGUCUUGAAUUUUGUAACUCUGGGGUUUUUGGGGUCGCUGAUCACGAAUCUGAAGUAAGAAUUUGUUGACCUGCGUCGUGUUUUUUGGAUAAGUCUUAGAUCUUCAAAAAAAGAUCGAAUUUGUCAUCUAAAUACUGCUUUUUUGAGUCAUGUAUGAGAAUGUCGAUGGAAUAAAUAACUACAGCUAA